This is a messenger RNA of Sphenostylis stenocarpa, 1116 nucleotides long. The record is from the annotation of a GenBank genome assembly. NCBI's taxonomy places the organism in Eukaryota, Viridiplantae, Streptophyta, Magnoliopsida, Fabales, Fabaceae.
AUGGAGGAGCGGGAUGAUCUAGAUACUGAGAUAGCAAAGCUUGUUCAUCAGGCUGCCAAGUAUAACAUUCAGCGUUUCCAUAAUGCAAUGGAAAUUAAGGAUCUUCUUGUUGAAGCUGUGAGUUACAGACGAAUUUUUAUUGAACAACGUAUGGCUUUCAUUGAAUUUGAUGCAAAGAUUGGAGAAAUGGAUGCCAAUCUGAAGCAGCAUGAGAAUUUGGCCCUGCAAGCAUCAUUGCAAUUAGAAAACUGUAAGAAAGAAUCUGAAAAUUGUAGACAGAAGCUUGCAGAUUCCUUGAAGUAUGCUAAAUCAAUUGCUCGGCUUACACCUGAGUUAAAAAAGGAAUUUCUUGAGAUGCCUACUACAAUUGAAGAACUGGAGGCAGCUAUCCAGGAUACUACUUCUCAAGCCAAUUCAAUUCUCUUUGUCAAUCAUAACAUAUUGGAACAAUAUAAAGAUCGUGAACGACAGAUAGAAGAUCUUGCGGCAAAACUGGAAGCAGACAAAAAGGAAUCUGCUAGGUGUUUGGCUGAAUUAAAUUACAUUAAGGGAAAAUGGCUUCCAACAUUGAGAAACCUUGUGGCAAAGAUAAAUGAAACUUUUAGUUUUAAUUUCCAAGAGAUGGCCGUUGCUGGAGAAGUUUCACUAGAUGAGCAUGAUAUAGAUUUUGAUCAAUAUGGAAUACUUAUAAAAGUUAAAUUCAGAGAAAAUGGACAUCUUCAGGCUUUGAGUGCCCAUCGUCAAUCUGGAGGGGAGCGAUCAGUUUCAACUAUUGUUUAUCUUGUUUCCCUUCAAGAUCUGACAAACUGCCCAUUUAGAGUUGUUGAUGAGAUAAACCAAGCUCUCUACAGACGGUCUUUGACUGUGUUUUUAUCAGGAAUGGACCCAAUCAAUGAAAGGAAGAUGUUUCAGCAAUUAGUGAGAGCAGCAAGCAAGCCAAAUACACCCCAGUGUUUCUUACUUACCCCGAAAUUGUUACCAGAUCUGCAAUAUAGUGAGGCAUGCAGUAUAUUGAAUGUCAUGAAUGGCCCUUGGAUUGAGCAACCCUCGAAGGUCUGGACUUCUGGUGAUCGGUGGAGUAUUGUCACGGGACUUGUUGGAGACACUCUUUGUUAA